UUUCCACUUCCCUUGCACUUUAUACUUUAUUCAGACUGGUUUACCUGUCAGAAAGCAGAAAAAGUAGGUUGCAACUCUUCACGUUUACAGAAUUCAGAUGAGAGUAAAGCAAACACACCAGUCACCAAACGAGCAGCGUCUCAGUGUUUACACCCUGAAUCUGAAGGAUGGACUGUGGCAAUUGCUUUGACCUUUGAUCCAGGGGAGAAGGUAAGAGACAAGCACCCCCCAGCACACGCACACACACACACACACACACACACACACACACUCCAUGUUCUUAUUGGCUGCAAGGAUGUCUGGGUCUCUGUCCCCUCUCUUAAAUACUGAAGGAGGCAAAAAAGAGAGGGAAAUUCAAACAGCUGUCAAAACAGUACAGAGCAGAGCCGAGAAGAUAAAGAAAGGAGGGAAAGUUAAACUACAACUACUACAAGGAAGCAGAAAGACUGAAAAGCACCUGACAAAGUAGUAGUUAACAUUGUGUGUAGCUGGAAGACUUCUUUUUUUUUUUCUUUUGAUUAUCUAUACGUUAAGUAAAAAGAUUAACCUAGGUAUGCAUCUAAAAUAAGAAAAGGUAGAAAAGAAGUCACCAAGAAAAGUUAAAAAAAAAAAGACAGAAAGAAGGAUGGAGCUUAGAGAACACAGACGAGUCUGCUUUACGCCACGGCAGCUUCUGUAUCAAAAGAUUGUGAAGCCAAGGCUGGAGCAAAGACGCCGUGCUCGGAUCAACCUUUACUUAGAAGAACUAAAACAGUUAAUUGAGGAGCAGCCUGGAGAGCGUCCUCAUACACGCUUAGACAAGGCAGACAUACUGGAGAGGACGGUGCGCUACAUUCAGAAACACCGGAUGGAUGCAAGUCCCUGCCUUGUCCGUGACUCAGACUUCAAAGCCGGGUUUCAGAACUGCCUUUUGCUUGCACAUCAGUUUCUGUGUGAGCAGGCUCACUUCCAGUCUAAGGCGAGUGUCAAGUCUAUCGAUGCAGAAAGAUCCCAUCUUAUAACUAGCCGUCCCAAAGCUGUGCAACCAGGCCUCCCUUUGACAAGAAACAGUUGGCGUUCUCUUUCAGGGAAUUCAACAAUUCCAGUAUGCAAUGUAUCAAUCCAGCAACAAGCACCACCACAAAAUAUAGUCUGCUUGGGCAACAUAAGCAGGGAAGUUCCCAGUACCUCAGAAGCCUGCUGGAGGCCAUGGAAGUGUGGGACAUGAGCAGACUAUAAAUGUAGCUACUUGAACUGUACAAGAGGGGGUGUGCUUUGGGGGAAAAGCCUAUUUGUAUAAACUAUGUAAAUAAAAAAAAAUAUUAUUUGUGAUUCACUGUGGUCUGUGUCUGAACUUGCAAUGAAAAGAGAGAGAGAGAAUGUACUAGAUUGGGGAUAAAGGGGAAAAUAUAGCAAGUGUAAUAAAUUUGUCACAGAGGGGGAGAUUUAUGCAGGGAAUAAAGGAAAAAAGAAGCUACCAUUAAUUUCUUGCAGUGGGGGGAGCUGGGAGGUUGUCAGGGGAUCAGAUCUCUGAUUGGUGAGCUGAAGAAAGGGAGGUGGAAGAGAGUAU
Messenger RNA from Erpetoichthys calabaricus (reedfish), 1549 nucleotides. RefSeq names its product transcription factor HES-7.1-like. The transcript is spliced from 4 exons. Gene Ontology annotation, cellular component: nucleus. NCBI's taxonomy places the organism in Eukaryota, Metazoa, Chordata, Cladistia, Polypteriformes, Polypteridae. Gene Ontology annotation, biological process: anterior/posterior pattern specification; regulation of neurogenesis; regulation of transcription by RNA polymerase II. The record is from RefSeq and is a predicted model, not a curated record. Gene Ontology annotation, molecular function: protein dimerization activity; DNA-binding transcription factor activity, RNA polymerase II-specific; RNA polymerase II cis-regulatory region sequence-specific DNA binding. The coding region runs from base 626 to 1207 and encodes 193 amino acids.